AGUGAUGAAGGUUUUACCAGUGUUUGUUAUUGUGUUCUUUUGUUUUACAAAUGUUUAUACAGAUAGACUUGAUGAACGUUUUCGUCUUCUAUAUUCAGAUGCAGUAAAAUGUAAUUUCGAUAAAACUCUAAAUCUACAAGUAGGUGAAACGAAUGUGUAUUUUUAUGAUUUCACUAAAGACAUAAAUAUUGUGUGCAAAAUAAAUUCAUCUGUUGAUUGUAUCACAAAUACUACAAGUAUAGAUAUAUCUAGACGUCUAAUAGUUUUUGUUCCCGGAUAUAAAUGUUUUAUUAAACGUGAUAUUGAAGAGUUGAUAAGACAAACAUACAAGACAAUUCCUGAUGUAUAUCUAAUUAUUAUAGACCAUUCCCCGUAUACCUAUGAGACCAAAGAAAAAUUAAGGAGUUACGAAAGAUCUGUUCUUUACUCUUUUUAUAUUGGGAACGCGUUAGGUAAAUUUUUAGCUAGUUUUAAUAGAUAUGGAUAUCCUUCAAAGAAUAUUCAUUCUAUUGGCCAUAGUUUGGGUGCACAUAUUUUGGGGUAUGCUGGAGAAAGGUACACUGCAGAGACCUCUGAGAAUGUAUGGAGAAUAACUGGCUUAGAUCCGGCUGGUCCUUGUUUUGCAAACGCACCUAAGGAAGAACAACUAAGGUCUGGGAACGCAGAUUAUGUAGAAGUAUACCAUUGUAAUGCUGGUCAAUUGGGGACGACGAAUACUAUCGGAGAUGCAGAUAUCUUUUUUAACCAAGAAGGAAAGAUACAGCCGGGAUGUUCUAAAGGGCUAAGUGACGAAGACCUACCUAAAUGCUAUCACAAGACUUGUGUGCUGUAUUGGACUAAAUCAGUACUACGAUCUCAGUUAUACCAGGCUGUGGCAUGUCCAUCUUACGAGGCCUAUAACGCUGGCAGUUGUACUACAUCAAACACGACUCCGAUUGGACAUUCGACAGUCGCUGCAAAAGGAAUAUUUUACGUCACAACUGAAUAUGAUCAUGCUACCGAUCAGUUGUGAACUUUAUCACUGUGCAAUCGGUAUAGGCAUUUUACUU
Papilio machaon (common yellow swallowtail) is the source of this 1049-nucleotide messenger RNA. RefSeq names its product lipase member H. Bases 5 to 1012 code for a protein of 335 amino acids. The record is from RefSeq and is a predicted model, not a curated record. The transcript has 3 exons. Gene Ontology annotation, molecular function: lipase activity; Toll binding; growth factor activity. Gene Ontology annotation, biological process: innate immune response; regulation of Toll signaling pathway; central nervous system formation. Gene Ontology annotation, cellular component: extracellular region. Lineage: Eukaryota; Metazoa; Arthropoda; Insecta; Lepidoptera; Papilionidae.